Molecule: messenger RNA, 3670 nt
Organism: Chara braunii
Lineage: Eukaryota; Viridiplantae; Streptophyta; Charophyceae; Charales; Characeae
Source: the annotation of a GenBank genome assembly
CUUAGAUAGGCAAGUACCAUUAGUGGAAGUUAGGAAUGGAGAAAAUGUCGUUUGAUUGGGGGGAGGAAAUGCAGUUACGAGAACACAUCGGUCGGAGCUGCAUGCCCGUGUGCUUGUACAGUACAUGUACUUGAACGCAUGUAGAAACCUUGUGAAUAUUCAGUUCGGGACGUGACGACUGGGUGUUGGCAUCACGAGGGGAGUUUUUGUUUGCCAACUUUGUCUAUACGAGUGUCCACAUGUCCGUAUGUGCCGUUUGAUAUAUGCGCGUGAUGUGUAGGGUGCAUAAUGUCGUUGAGAACGUCGACAAGCAUCGGCAUCUGUCCCGAGACGCACAAGCGCUUAGCAGAACCGUUUCCUCCUUGUGCGAAAUCGGUGUGGCGUCGUGACGGUCAUACGUGGAUCCACGAAGCAACCAGAGAGGACUUUGAAGAGGACUCAUGGAUGACCGUCGUCCCGUACAUGAACCGGCCUCUUGACGGCUGGUGCGGUGGUACUUGGAACGCGAUUAAGAGUGGUUGCCCUUGGGCAAGUCAGUACAAGUUUGCCAAUAUGUUAGAGUUCGGGAACCUCAUUACAUUGCCUAAUGGUGUCCUCGAGCACAAGCUCCUGAACUGGCAACGUCGUCAGCAAUUCGAAGGGGGCGCUGCUGGACAUGCAUUUGUUCGAGGGGUUCGGAACACCCCUUUCUACAAUGACCUCGUGCGGCAGGGGGGGUUUGUUUUGGGUCGAGAGUUUUUUAACUUGUUGGAGGAGAAGGACGUCCCCUGCGACGUCGGCCCCGCCCUGGAGCUGUCAAUGCCCUUGCAGUUGUGCGGCGGUUGUGAAUCCAGUGGGGCUGCGCUAGAGGGGAGGGAUCUGGGUUCUGGUGCGGCUACAGAGCUGCAGCGGAGGGAGAGCCGCAGUCAAUUCGACGACAGCGAAGAUGAGGCAACACCACUACCGACUUCUUCGCCGUUGAGCCGAAGAGUCCAUUCCGUGUUGUCUAUACCUGGGGUCCGGCAAGCAGCACCGGUUCGAGAGGAGGUCGCAGCGGAUCCCAGAAAGGCGGCAGUCCAGUGUGAGCUCGACUUGAAGACAGCCGAGGGCCAUGGCACGGAGGACGAGACCGUGGGCGGAGAGGGAACACAGGGCACUCCGCAAAAAAAACAGGGAGAUCGUGAAGACGAUUUGGUCGGCUUUUCGAAGAAACAAAAGACCAAGGCCCCAAAGAGUGCGGGGGAGAAACGAAAGGGAACGGGGGGGGAACAGGACCGUCCGGGUAGCAAACAUCCGGCUUCGAAACAGAAGCAACCUGCGUCGGGACCUUCUUUGCCACGGCAUGCCAUCAAUGUGGACGUCGGGUACUUCCUGGAGUACAAAGACAGUGUCAGGACAAGGUGGGAGUUUGAGAUUAGCCCGGCUCAGGUCGUCGACCUCGGAAAGUGGGAGGAUCUGUACAACCAGCAGUCCCUAGAUCCCGUGCUGGUCGAAGGGAUCAAGGAAGCGAUGUGGUUGGCGUUCGAAAACAAAGAACAGUCGUACGAGUUGCCAACCUUCAAGCUCGCACCGCUGGGGCUGCAAAAACCAACUCCCAGGAACAAGGCACAACGUCUGAAGCCGGAGGAAUGGAAGGACGAGCUGGCGGGACAAUACUACUUAUAUGCGGCCGACUCCCCGUCGUUGGCGAAGCUGGGGAAGCUCAACGUGCAGGACAUGGUGCAGUUGGUGAAGCGCGACCGCGUGCUGGUCCAGUUGUGGAAUUACUACCAAUUCAAGCACGAGAAGAGGUCGGACGCGGAUUGGAUCCAAAAGCACCCUUUCCUGAAAUCGAGGUCUGUCGUGUUCAAGAAGUUCGAAAGUCGGGGAUUGGAUGACGAUUUGUGGGGCGGUAGCAGGAAAUACAUUUCUGACUCGACGUUGUUCAAGGACUGCCCGCCAUAUAUGGGUUGCGAGGAGGACCACUCGAUUGAGGCGACGGAAAAGUUGGCGGGCCACAAGAAGUUGACCGUCGACUGGAGAAACAAGGUUCUCUCCGUGUUGACUGGGAGUAGACUGAAGAGUCGGGAGAUCGCACUUGCCGAAAGCAUUGUUCACAUCAAAUGGAAAGACGCGGGGGACGUGACAUCCAUCGCGCCGUUCGGCAACAACCCUUUGGAGGCGGACAUCAGGAGUGCAGAGCUGAAGGAAGCAGUGGCUGCCACAAAGAGCCACACGUUCGUCCUCGAUCAAUGACAAGUGCUGGUUGGAAUUGACGGAGGACUACUACGAGCUCGACACGAGCCCGUCGAAGGGCGUGGUGGACUGGAAAGUGCCCCCUCCCAGUGGGCCGCACGGCAGUCCCGGGGGGGGGCACCUAGAGGUGGAGAGGACGGGGGUGGUGGUGCGGGGGGAGGCAAAGGUAUCUCGCCUAGUGGGGAGGGAGGGUCUCAUGGCGGCACCACGACACCGGGAGGCAGCGGUGGGGUGGCGGGUUUUGCCGUUGAUUGGCAUUCGUCUACUGGCCCCUGGCAGGAGCAUAGGACACAGUCUGUCGACCUCCCGACUUCGUCUGUGGGCUCAACGAGGGAGACGUUGGCAGCCUUGGUUGCUCUCGGCAGCCGCUCCGGCGAAACGUUGAAGUCCGUCGGGAUCCGAACUACGUCGGUUAAGGAGCCGCCAGAGCGGUCCGCCAUGCGGAGCCGCUCGAGGUUGGGGGAGCCAAGCCAGGAUCCCACAAUUGGCAGCGGUGCGGUGAGGGACGGAAAUGCGUCGCCUGAGCGGGAGCGACGGCCGCUACGAUUGCAGCGAGAGGCUACAAGUGCAGGGUCCGCCGACACGGAGACGAACAAGUCCGCCGAGAUCCGAACUUCUUCAGGCGGGGGGUGUCGACCAGGGAUUGUCGUGCCGCCGAGAGGGGCAGCAUGCACGGACACAGAAGGGCGGUCCUCGGGAUUAAACACGGGUACCGGGGAAGGGGCUCAAUUGCAAGGAAGGGAAGUAGGGGAGGAAAUGGAGGAAGGGAAGGAAGCGCAAGAAGGGGAGGAAGAAGGGGAAGAAGGGGAGGAAGGGGAGGAAAGAGGAGAAAGGGAGCUCAUUGAAUUGCUUGAAGGAAGAGAGGGUGAUAGAGGGGACAUGAGUAUUGGAGACGACAAAGAGCAGGACAUUGAGGACGAUGUCGAAUCUGGAGAGUCGUGUACCGAGUUCGGACAACUGUACGGAGAGCAUCACGAGGAUGAUGUCGACGACGAUGCCACGACAAUGGAAAUGGGGACACAGGUGGUUAGCAGCCUUUCUGUAGAGCCUGAAGACUAUGAGGUCCAACCACUAACAUCUGCCAUCGAUUUGCAACACCGGUUCGACGAGGCUUCCGUUGCUAUGAGCCCGUCUAAAGCAAGUCGUCGUAUAAGCAUCGACGAAGUUAUCGACUGUAUCCUCGGUGACCAGCACGUGUCCGCGCAUCCGUCCACAACGCCUGACGUCGACGACGCCGACAAUGUCACAUCUUCCGUGGCAGCUGCCCUCGCUUCCUCGCCGCCGAACUCUCCGGUACUGCCAGCCACCCUCACUGGAAGAGGGGACGACAACAUGUCACGUCCCCUAAAAAAUCUAGGGUCGGCAGUCAAGUUCUCGACGUGAUCGCUUUGCCCGUGCCAAAUUCACCGACGAAGGAGCGGAGACACAAACCGACUGGUAAGCCGUGAAGAACGCC